This is a messenger RNA of Camellia sinensis, 666 nucleotides long. The record is from RefSeq and is a predicted model, not a curated record. NCBI's taxonomy places the organism in Eukaryota, Viridiplantae, Streptophyta, Magnoliopsida, Ericales, Theaceae.
CCCCCCCAAAACCCCAACAUCUUCAACCAAAAUCCCCCCCGAAAAACCCAAAAUCCCCAAUCUCUCCUUCCGUUUAUCUCUCUACCCAUUUGUCUCUCUAGGUUUUAGGGUUUUGAGUGUACGAUAUCAUUUGUCUCUCUACCCCGUGACCGAUAUCAUUUUCUGAAGGUUUUGUAGCGCUUCAAUUUGUAGUUGAAUCGCUCAGAUUUGAGACUUCUUGUACCGCUAUUUGCGCGAAAUCGAGAGACCGAGUUAUGUUGGGCCCGUUGGAUCGGUUUGCGAGGCCUUGGGUGAGACAUGUGAUGUAAACAGCUUUAUUGCCAUGGUUGAUGCUGUGGAUACUGCUGGAUGCCCUGGGGAGGAGAUUUUGAAUUGUAACCAGAUUGAUACUGAUGAUGGCGUGGGUUGUGAAGAUGAAAAUGAGGAAGCGGCUACAAUGAUUGUAGAAUCACAUUCAGGAGAUAAAGCUGCAAAUAGUAAUGAUUCAGACUGGAGCAUGGAUUGUUCUACAGUUCUGAGAGUUAAGACGUUACACAUCAGCUCUCCCAUUUUUGCAGCAAAAAGUCUAUUUUUCUAUAAGCUCUUCUCAAAUGGGAUGAGAGAGUCAGAACAGCGGCAUGUCACUUUAUGAAUCAAUGCCUCUGGUAAUGAAGCUCAAGGAUACAG